Messenger RNA from Helianthus annuus (common sunflower), 1416 nucleotides. Its product is annotated as RNA-binding protein 38. Lineage: Eukaryota; Viridiplantae; Streptophyta; Magnoliopsida; Asterales; Asteraceae. The coding region runs from base 339 to 1157 and encodes 272 amino acids. The transcript has 5 exons. Gene Ontology annotation, molecular function: RNA binding. The record is from RefSeq and is a predicted model, not a curated record.
GCAGCAGCUGUCAUUUGUUACAACAAAGCCAUAAACUCACCCCACUUCUCUCUUCUGAUGUACAGCAAAUAAUAGUUUGCAACUGUCGGAUUCUCUCUCUCCACCACUCUUUCUGUUUAUUAUCAUUAUUAUUACUAUUAUUAUUGUUAUCAAUAACCUUUUUAUCAAACACCAGAAACAUCAAUCUUUCCUUUCUUAUAUUGAUGGAAGUUGACGACAGAAUCAGAAAACCAGAAGACAGUUUUGAUUCUGCAUGAACUACAUUUGAUCAACAAACCCACGCUCAGAAUCUUGUUCAUAUAUACAUAUAUAUAUAUAUAUAUUACAAAAUAUUAUUAAUGGCGUACCAACAUUAUCGAUCUCCAUUUGGUGAUACAACUUCAACCAAAGUGUUUGUUGGUGGGCUUGCUUGGGAGACACAGACUGAUGAAAUGCGUACGUACUUUGAACAGUUUGGUCACAUACUUGAAGCUGUCAUCAUCACUGAUAAAAUCACUGGCAAAUCUAAGGGUUAUGGAUUUGUAACUUAUAGAGACCCGGAAUCUGCAAAACAGGCUUGUCAUGAUCCCAACCCUAUGAUUGAUGGGAGAAGAGCUAAUUGUAAUAUCGCGUCUCUUGGUCGGCCUCGUUCUUCUCCUCGAGGAAGACAUCAAGGAGGAAAUAUUGGAUUUCAAGGGAUAAAUACAACGGGUCAAAACGCGUCAGCAUCUUAUAGCGGGGUGGCACAACCACCUCUAGGUCCUCGUCCGCCACCUCCACCACCACCUUCUAUCAUGUAUCCACAAUAUGGGCAAUGUACAAUCCAGCACUUCAACAGCCAUACUAUCAUCAAAUGUAUGGGCCCACAAGUCCAACAGUCUCCACACCUUAUUAUUAUGCUCCAACACACAGAGGAACAUUUGGUGCAACACAGGCGCAACGUAUCCAAGGACCUUCUUAUCUUUACUAUCCUACGCCUCAGAUGGACCUGUCAACGUUCCCUGGCUAUCUUACGCCAUCACCUCCACAAUUGUUACUCCCCACGACACAUCAUUUUCCUUCUCCCUCUCCCACUGGGUCACAGACUCAACAAAAUACAACUGAAACAGAAGGUGGUGCAGUUACUUCGGAGAGUCCGAACACCUAAAACUGAUGAAAAAACAUACACAUGGUCUUAAAAAACAGACAAUAAUGUUCAUCAAUGGCCCUUCAAGUUUCUGUAUUCUUCAAAUUUUCUGAAAGAAUCAUAAAUAAUCUCUCUUUUGGUCACAUGAAAGAUGAACCAUUCCUACCUGACUACGCCUCGUGCUGAUUAUUCUUUUUCCUCAAAUUCAGAAUUACAAUUCUUUUACUCACUUAUUUAUCUCUGUUGUUAUUUGUAGUAAAUCAUUGUAAUAUUCUUUUUUACCAUAAAUAAAGAUUCAAGGGUUUAAAAUU